UAUGAGAGGAGUGAGGCUUGAAAAAGAGAGUGGUGGACCUGCAGCGCUGUAGAAAGUGAGACAGACAGAGAGAAGCAGCAGAGACAAACAAAACACACACAACCAACCUGACUGCAACCUCCUCUUACAACAGACACACACACACACACACACACAGACCAGCAGGUAUACAGGCAGAGGAGUGUACCUAAAACUCACCAGACAUACAUACAUUGGUCUCUCUUUCACACACACACACUCAAGUCAGCAGCAGCAUGUUUCGGUGGAGGCUCCCCCAGGCAGUGUGUGUGCUGUCGGUGUGUGUGUGCCUGCUUCUCGCAUAUGAGGAUGAUAUUGAGGUCAACUACGCUGACACCUACUACAAUGAAAUCACAGAGGGAGACACACCAGAACCCACACCGAGCUCUUCGCCCUGCAGUUCUCCAGACCUGACCAAGUGGGACAAAAUCUUCUCGAUGCUGGAGAACAGUCAGAUGAGGGAAAACAUGCUGCUUCAGUAUGCUGAUGAUAUCAUCAAGGUGGAGAUGGGGUCACUGCGUGGAGAAAUGCUCAGGUUUGUAGCCCAGUAUGGCGGCUCCUGUGGGGUUGCAGUGGAGACAGCAGGAAGAAGGAUGGCCUUGCAACUGGAGGGCCGCCUCAGAGAAACCUUGGAGCGCCACAAACUUGGAGCUCAGACUUCUGCUGCUGCUGCUGGGAAUUCUGUUGGGAAUUCCAACAACCUGGAGCCGAUGCUACAUCAGCUCCUCUCCGCAGCACGAGCACAGGCCUCCCGACUCACCAAGCUGGAGACCAGCUGCUUCAGCAGUCCUGAAGCUGGGAUGGGGAUGAAUACAAAGACAGGAUUCCAGCUUCCAGAGGGUGGAAGGGCUGGGCACCAGGAGCAGGAAGUCACAUCACGAGAGGUGGCUUUAGACGGGGUGCUGGCUGCGCUGCAACAGACGAGGGUGGAGCUGGAGGAGGUGCUGAGGUCAUCGAGGCAAAGAUACCUACCCGCAGGCUGUGAGAUGGCCCUGCUCUUCCCGAUGCGUUCCCGUCGAAUCUACACCUCGGUCACACCAGAUGUCCCUCUCUCCAUUUCGUUCUUCACUGUCUGCAUGUGGGUAAAGCCAACCACUGUCGCCAACAAAACUGUGCUGUUCUCCUAUGGAAACCGUCGCAACCCAUAUGAGAUCCAGCUGCUCCUUGGCCAAACCUCUGCACUUUUCACCAUUGGAGGAGAGGCUCACCUGGUGGAGGCACGAGGUGCGGUGACCCCGGGAGAGUGGAACCACUUGUGUGGGGCUUGGUCCUCUAAGCAGGGCCUGGCGAGCCUGUGGGCAGGCGGGAAAAAAGUGGCCUCCACACCUGGAGUGGCUGAGGGUCACACCUUACCCGACGGGGGCUCACUCCAGCUGGGGCAAGAGAGGAACGGCUGCUGCCCUCAAUCUCCAAGCAGCGGAACCGGCAUGACAGGGUUCGAGGGAGGGUUCGAUCCCAAGCUGGCAUUUGCUGGGAAGAUGACAGGAGUGAACAUGUGGGACAGGGUGCUGUCAGAGGAGGAGAUUUCCCAGCUGGCUUUGCAAAAGGGAAAGGGCUGCGAGCAAAGAGGAAACAUGGUGGCGUGGGGCGUGACGGAGAUGGUGCCACAUGGAGGCGCUCAGUUCAUCUACUAACUGACUUCUACUCUUCAUCAUUUUCAUCAGCAUCAUCAUGAUCAUAAUCUUCAGUGAAUAUCAGCAACAUCGUAUUAUGUUUUCAUGCUAAAACUGAAGAGAGCAACUUACAACUGCUUUUAUCAUCAUCAUCUUUGUCCCUAUAGUUUAGUGUUUGAAUUUUUAUGUUGUCUGACUGUUUUAUUCAUCAUCUUCAUCGCUAUUAACACAAACUAAUGCUGCAAUGAACUCUACUGGACACGUUCAGAUGAGAGAAAGCCAAUGCUGUGAGAGACUGAAGUUUAUUUUUAUAACAUAACCUUUUGAACUGAGGCCAUAACACACACAUACACAGACACGCUGCAUUCUUUGUCACACACCCGUACUACACACACACUCGCACUGACGUACAUUCAGCUUAGAAAACUCGUAUUGUAGCAGGAAACGUGCUGCAAGCAGCAUUUACCAAAGACUUAAUUAGACAGCAAGAAAGACAAAGAGUCUGUUGUUAAAGUGAAUGGGUUCUGAGCCAGUAAACAGAGUAAUCACCAGACAGCCAUGCAGGAGAGGAAAAAAAGAUGUCACAGACGAUUACAAGAGAUUAUCUUGUAACUGUAGAGUGAUUUUUUUGGGUUUUUUUUUUUUUUUUGGAGUAACAAUGCAUUUUCCUUUUUUCCUAUCUAGUUUUGUGCAAGUGCAAAAUCUGUUUCCCUAUUGCAUUUUUACUAGAGAACAUUAUUAUCAUAAAAUAUUUACUUUCCUACCAUAGCAGUCUUGUAGGUAUUGUCAUCUAUCCCCAUUACAACUGAAAGCAGAGCUACCAUAUAAUAUGUGAUUUUCAAAAUACCUGUGUGACUGAAAACUGCUGUAUUUGCUUUCACUUCAAGCCUGGCCAUUUAGUGACUCUAGAAACAGCUUCAAAUGAAAUUAUCAUUAUUUUAUUAUCAUCAUUUUCUUGAACAUGUGAAAAUGUUUAAAGCAUUUUAAGACCUUACAUUUCCAAACCUGUACUCAGUACUAAGUGUUUACAUUCAUAGGAGUUAUAAUUCUGCUUUGUUAGGUUUAUUUGUCAGUAGUUCUCAUUUAAUUUUAGGGUAAUAUAUAUGUGUGUCUUCUUUUUUGAUACUGCAGUAAGUAAUGAGAGUAAAACUAUCGUAUAGUAUUUGUCAUUGGAGAUUGAGAUUGUUUUGUUUUUUUUAGUUUGACAAAAAGAAACUGAGGACAAUGUUUACAAUCUUUUAUCUAAUCUUUUAUUAACUAAGUUGUCUUGUAUUAUAAUGUAAAUUGCUUUUGUUUUUGUCUUGUGAAAAAGUGAAAUUGAAUGUAUUUUGUACAUAAAUAUAUUUUGCAUAACAUGACUGGAUGAAUGGAGAGUGAGUUAUGAAUAAACAUUUCAAGUUAUAGUAUA
This is a messenger RNA of Lates calcarifer (barramundi perch), 3039 nucleotides long. It is a transcript of the gene ptx3a, whose product is annotated as pentraxin 3, long a. Gene Ontology annotation, molecular function: complement component C1q complex binding. Gene Ontology annotation, biological process: innate immune response. Bases 255 to 1652 code for a protein of 465 amino acids. Lineage: Eukaryota; Metazoa; Chordata; Actinopteri; Centropomidae. The transcript is spliced from 4 exons. The record is from RefSeq and is a predicted model, not a curated record.